Messenger RNA from Peromyscus leucopus (white-footed mouse), 2143 nucleotides. RefSeq names its product zinc finger protein 365 (gene Znf365). Bases 417 to 1646 code for a protein of 409 amino acids. Gene Ontology annotation, cellular component: centriolar satellite. Gene Ontology annotation, biological process: regulation of neuron projection development; telomere maintenance; regulation of DNA strand resection involved in replication fork processing. Lineage: Eukaryota; Metazoa; Chordata; Mammalia; Rodentia; Cricetidae. The record is from RefSeq and is a predicted model, not a curated record. The transcript is spliced from 5 exons.
CCACUUUUCCUGGCCCCUGUAACUGGGAAGCACUUUCCUGGGCCUGACGCGUCUCAGCUGAGCAAGGCUGGCGUGCGUCCCCGCCUCCCUCCCAGGGGACCAUCCUGGAUCCCUCCCCGUGAUGUCAGCGGAAUCCUGAGCUGGAUUGAGGGAAAGGCCCAGGAUCUCCUAUAGAGGAGCCCAUAUGGGGUGGACCCAGGGGUGGCCGCCCGGGGCCGGGAGCUCCAGCCUCGCGUCCCCGGGCGCCGCCCCCGUGUCCCGCCCGCGCCACGCUCCGCCCCGGUCGCCGCUCGUCCCGCGUGGGAGCCGACCCGGCUCAGCCUGAUUUACGGCUCUGCUGAAAACCGCUCGAGCGGCUCCCGCAGCAUCAGCACCGGCGGCUGCAGCGGCAGCAACAAGUCGGGACUUUCAGAGGGAUGCAACAGACGACUUUUGAGGAAAGCCGGUACCGUUGGCAGGACUCGCUGGAGAAUGUCGCUGUGUGCCUGCCAUUCCGCUGCCCGAGGUGUGGAGACCACACCCGAUUUAGAAGCUUGUCGUCCUUGAGGGCCCACCUGGAAUUCAGUCACAGCUACGAGGAGAGGACCCUCCUGACAAAAUGCAGCCUCCUGCCGUCGCUCAAAGACACGGAGCUAGUCAGGUCCUCCUCAGAACUCCCGAAGCAGGGCAAACUGCUCCGGGGUCACGCAAAGGUGACCAAGCAGAAGCCGAGCUAUGUUAACUUGUACAGCAUCUCCCACGGACACGCCAAGGACCCGAAGCCCUUUGAGAUGGUGGCAGAGAGGCCCGUGUCCUACGUGCAGACCUACACGGCCGUGGACAUUCGGGCUGACUCCCUGGAAGGCCCCCGAUCGAGCCCUGGACUCCCCACCCCAGACACCAAAGCUGCUUUCGAGGCGCACGUCCGAGAGAAGUUCAAUCGCAUGGUAGAGGCGGUGGACAGGACCAUCGAGAAGAGAAUCGAUAAACUCACCAAAGAGCUGGCCCAGAAAACCGCCGAACUGUUGGAAGUCCGGGCAGCGUUUGUGCAGCUGACUCAGAAGAAGCAGGAAGUUCAGAGGCGAGAACGGGCCCUGAACAGGCAGGUGGAUGUGGCCGUGGAAAUGAUCGCUGUGCUGAAGCAGCGACUGACGGAAUCCGAGGAGGAACUCCUGAGGAAGGAGGAAGAAGUUGUCACAUUCAACCAUUUCCUGGAAGCAGCUGCCGAGAAGGAAGUUCAAGGAAAAGCAAGGCUCCACGACUUUAUUGAGAAUCUGCUGCAACGGGUAGAGUUGGCGGAAAAGCAGUUGGAGUACUAUCAAAGCCAGCAGGCUUCGGGCUUCAGCCGUGACACUACUGAGCAUGUGCUCACAGACAUCUCAUUGAAUAGGAAGCCCAGAUGUCUAAGCCGAGGGCACCCGCAUUCUGUGUGUAACCACCCAGAGCUGAGGGCCCAUUUCCAUCUCAAGGGGAGGAGCUACCUGAAGAAAACCAAGGACGAAAGAGCUGGGAUGCAGCCUGCCAAGGCCGUUCACGAACAGGCUGAGUCUCCGAGAGAGUUCUUCAGACCAGCUAAGAAAGGGGAGCAUCUGGGCCUGAGCCGGAAAGGCAACUUCAGGCCCAAAAUGGCUAAGAAGAAGCCUACAGCAAUCGUGAAUAUCAUCUAGAGCGCGGGUGGCUCAAAAGCAUCACCAUGGGCUUGGGGGAUGGGGGAUGAUGUUCCAGGGGCCUUUGGGACACGUUGCUGUAGGAAGACAUGGCAGAAUCAGGAACACAACACAUAGGGAGGGACACCCUGAUUCACCAGAGUUUUAAAAAGAGGGUCUCCAUGAACCAAGAUUGUAUUUCAACCUAAAUUUAGGUGCAAGCAAGGCAAAUUACAAAAAAUAAGAAAUAAGAAAAUAAAACCUGAAGCACUUUUAUCCCACUGUUGUGGUAAACAUGAACCUGUAACUUCUAAAAUAAUUGGCCCAGUCUCCAGCAAUCCUGGUACCUGGGCUUCUAUGCAGUGGUCAUUAGUCCUUGGGCUACACAAGACGCCAGGCUCUGGUGUCCACUGCUCUCUGAAUUAUGAGGCAAGGAAUGUGACUGUGAAGUUCUACUUUUUUUAAAAAAUGUAUAUAUAUUAUUCACAUCUAGUGUUUUGAGACAGGGCCUUCCUCUG